This is a messenger RNA of Xylaria bambusicola, 1209 nucleotides long. RefSeq names its product secreted aspartic proteinase precursor. Gene Ontology annotation, biological process: proteolysis. Bases 1 to 1209 code for a protein of 402 amino acids. The transcript is spliced from 3 exons. Gene Ontology annotation, molecular function: aspartic-type endopeptidase activity. The record is from RefSeq and is a predicted model, not a curated record. Lineage: Eukaryota; Fungi; Ascomycota; Sordariomycetes; Xylariales; Xylariaceae.
AUGAUUCCCUCUACUACCUCUCUUGCGCUCUUCAGCGCCAUCCUUGGCGCUGUCUCGGCUGUUCCUCCUCCUCAACCGGGCCGUUUUACCGUGAACCAGACUCGCAACGCCAACUUCAGGCGACACGGCCCAGCUCAAGUGGCCAAGACCUACCUGAAAUAUGGACGUCCCGUGCCUGCUGAGCUAGCCGUUACUCUCGGGAUGACAAACUCCAAGCGUAGCCACGGCUCCGUCGCCACCGAUCCACAGCAAUAUGACUCAGAAUGGUUGACUCCCGUUCAAAUUGGCACUCCCGCGCAAACUCUGAACCUAGACUUUGACUCGGGUUCCUCCGAUCUCUGGGUCUUCAGUACAGAUACCAGUUCAAGAUACGUCAACGGUCAGACGCAGUACAGCCCUAGCAAGAGCAGUAGCUCCAGCAAGCUCCAGAAUGCCAGGUGGUCAAUAAGCUAUGGAGAUGGCAGCUCAUCUAGCGGCAUUGUGUACACCGACGUUGUCAAUAUCGGCGGCCUUUCCGUCUCGAAGCAGGCCGUUGAGUCUGCUCAGACUGUCUCUACCUCCUUCACGCAAGAGAGUGAUCUUGACGGCCUGCUCGGCCUUUCGUUCAGCAGCCUCAACACCGUCACCCCUACACAGCAAAAGACAUGGUUCGACAAUAUCAAGGGCAGCCUUGACUCUCCCGUCUUCGCCGUUGACUUCAAGGCUGGCGGCGUGCCCGGUAGCUACGAUUUCGGCUACAUUGACAGCUCUAAAUACACUGGUUCGAUCGCGUACACCUCUGUAAGUACCCGUCAGGGCUUCUGGGAGUUCACCUCUACCGGCUACGCUGUCGGCAGCGGCUCCUUCAAGUCGACGAGCAUUGAUGGCAUCGCCGAUACAGGCACCACCCUAUUGUAUGUGCCUAGCUCCGUCGUCAGCGCCUACUAUUCACAGGUCUCGGGCGCCAAGAACGACAGAUCCGCCGGCGGCUACACUUUCCCUUGCAGCGCCUCCCUGCCUGACUUUACUUUUGGUAUCGGCUCCGCCCGGAUCGUCAUUCCCGGCGAGUACAUCAACUACGCGCCUUACACGGGCAAUACCUGCUUUGGUGGUAUCCAGUCCAGCUCUGGCAUCGGUAUUAACAUCUUCGGUGAUGUUGCGCUCAAGGCUGCUUAUGUUGUUUUUGACAGCAAUGGACCCCGCCUUGGCUGGGCUAGCAAGAGCCUAUAA